AUUAAGUCACUUUUUGCUCUAUAUGAAAAUGCUGCCACAAUAAUACCAACCAUUCCAAAUUGUAGUCCAACAAAUAUGAUUAGAUGAAACAGGCCUCAUAGAUCCGCUCCUCUUCCGGUUUGCCGAGCUGCCAUCAAUCCGAGCGAAUUGUCAGCAAAUAACCCCAACAUCAAGAUGCUUCCUCAGGGGCCAAGAACUCCCACUUCAAAAGCCUAUCGUGAGGGUCCCAGCAGCAGACGAUUCGACGGAAAUUCUGGAAAAGUCAACAACAGCGAUUCCUCAGUGUGUACAUCUAUUGCACCACUGAAUAGUCAGCGCUUUAUGUAUUUGUCUGAGGCGAACGUGAACAAAAUCCGCGACGAUAUAAUUCGGCUCCAGACUAUCAUCGUGAGCCAAGAGAUCCGCAUUUGCGACUUGGAGAAGAAGUACAAGGCAAUUAGUAAUGGGAAUAACACCGUACUUGUACGGGGCUCCUCGGCGAUAGCUGAUCCCACUAGCAAUACGAGAUUUAGGACCAAUGCUUCUCCGUCUCGUGCAGCAAAACAUCGGCAAAGUAAUGAGAAUGACACCGUACUUGUACGUGGCCCUUCGGCUGUAGCUGAUCCCACUCUCAAUACGAGAUUUAGGACCAAUGAUUCUCCGUCUAGUUCGCGUGUAGCAAAACAUCUCCAAAGUGAUGGGAUUGACUCCGAGAUUGGACGGGGCUCCACGGCUGUAGCUGAUCCAACUAGCAAAACAAGAUUUAGGACCACUGAUUCUCCGUCUAGUUCUCGUGCAAUAAAACAUCGCCAAAGUAAUGAGAAUGACUCCCUACUUGGACGUGGCUCCUCGGCUGUAGCUGAUCCCACUAGAAUUACGAGAUUUAGGAUCAAUGAUUCUCCGUCUAGUUCUCGUGCAAUAAAACAUCGCCAAAGUAAUGAGAAUGACUCCCUACUUGGACGUGGUUCCUCGGCUGUAGCUGAUCCCACUAGCAAUACGAGAUUUAGGACCAAUGCUUCUCCGUCUAGUUCACGUGUAGCAAAACAUCGCUCAAGCCGACAUAUCUAGUAACGCAAAAUGUCUAAACUAAUAUUCCCAUUCAAAAGACUACCACCGAAGGUUGAAGGAUUGUUAUAGUCCUGCUCAUUCGAUCGAUAGACACUACACGGAUUGUGCGCUUGAUGGCAGUAGAGGGGAGGAACUUUUGCUAAAAACUAAAAUGCAGCAUCCACUAAUAUUUCAGACAGAAAGAGCAGCAGGAGCUGGAAGAGGAGAGGCACCAUAGUCAGAUUAAGUCUCUAGCCACGCAGCCAUCGCCAAUAGUGGAGGUAAUGUUUCUCCAACGACCAUGAAGCGGUUCAAAAAGCACUUACAACCGCCAAACUGAAAGCCUAAUGGUUCCGUAAGACCAGCAGCGAAUACCAAUGUAAUUCCGAGAAAUGCUCAAAUUUCACGCACUGAAAAGAGGAUUUAUUUUGAUGCAUCCUGAUGUUCCCUUAAUCAAGCAAACUAGAACUAAAAUGGAGAUACCGAAUUCAGUAUUCAACUGAAUGUUAAAUGUUUGCUAAACAGGCUAAUUGACUGUUUUUUCAGAUAAGGCCACGGGAACUGGCCAAACAGGCGCCUCGCCUCAUCAGUAGGAAUAUCUAUACCGGGAAUUCGUUCCUAUAUUGGAACCAAAUUUACGCGGCUAUUGGCAUUAUGUAGCCACUAACCAGACGAUCGAUCGUUUGGGGGAAACGCGUGCUGAGCUGUCAGGAAAACCCCCAAAGCAGGCACACGAACCAUUGAGUCUUGUGGAAAAUUAAAAUUAAUGCGGCUUAGUUGCGAUAAGGCAACUCAGUAUGCGAUUCCAUCGAUAUGCAAUCAAUCAUAAGAUUUGGAAUCUCCCAACGAAAAUAUAACCAAGAGAUAAAAAAUCGAGCUAUAAAAGACACCCGGCGCGAUCAUAAACCAGUCACAGUUCAUUUACCAACCGAAUCAGCAAUUAAAAUGGCUUCCCAACUCUUCCUUGUGGCCCUCCUGGGCAUCGCCCUGGUCAGCGCUACACCAGUCCCCCAACAGGCUGCCAGUGCUAACUUCAGCUCGGCCUUGACCCGGUACAUACAGGCCUUCAAGAGCAUCAUGCCCUGCGGCUACGCCCCCGACAUUCCCGUGCUUGCUCCCAUUGUCAAUCCCUUCUACGCCUUCGACUUCUCCAGCAACGCCUACAGUCUGAAGGGCAAUGUGAGCAAUAUCCGGAUUGAGGGCCUCAACAACUUCCAGAUACUGAGCGCCAGCGAUUAUGGCACCACCGGCGAGGCAGCUUACGACGUUAUCUUCCCCAAGAUCCAGGUGCUGGGAUCAACCGAUGUCGAGGGUUCCAUAAACUUUGCCGGUUACGAUGUGCCCAUCCGUCAGCGCGAUCUUAUCAAUGAGGCCUUUGUGGAUCUGCGCUUUGUGGGAAGCUAUUCUUUUGCCAACAGCCUGACCAAUUCCUCGGGUCUGCGCAUCGUCGACUUCAAACUGGCCAUCUACUUGGCCGACAUUCAGCAGGACAACUGGAACACGCUGUGGAACAUCUCCAGCAACAACCUAGCAAACAGCUGGGGUAAGAAGCUUCUGUACUUCGCCCUGCAGGAGAUCCAGCCAAAAAUCACCGACUCCUUGUACCAGAACCUGCUCGUCCCGAAAAUCAAUGAGAUGCUCGAAAAUGUCAGUAUGGAGGAAUUGGUUAACUACUUCCAGUCGCAGGCACAGCUCUGGGAGAAUGCCCACUGCCAGGCCUAGUGCCAGAUGACUCUCCAUGUUUCAAUCAUUCAAAUAUAAGUAAUAGCAAAGCAGCAA
This is a messenger RNA of Drosophila pseudoobscura, 2805 nucleotides long. RefSeq lists its product as uncharacterized. The transcript has 2 exons. The record is from RefSeq and is a predicted model, not a curated record. NCBI's taxonomy places the organism in Eukaryota, Metazoa, Arthropoda, Insecta, Diptera, Drosophilidae. Bases 1840 to 2748 code for a protein of 302 amino acids.